AUCGCGUGUGGUACUCACUACACAAUGGAGCUCCGCAUCUUCUUCGCCUCCCAAUCUCGUGCCGGAGAUGUGUUGUAUAAGCAUAAUCAGAUAACCACACCGAAGAAACAAUUUUUCAUGUGUGGGUUUCGUAAGAAGAAAAUCGGUACCGUAUGCUGUUCGAACAAUCCAGACAACAAUGGAUUUUCACUGUCGGAAUCUGAAUUACUCAGUAGCAAAGUGGUAUAUUCAGUUGCACCUGCCAUGGGCCAUAACAAGGAGUCCCACCCGGAAUGUAAUGCCAGAGUUCCCGCCAUUACUGGUGCGCUUGAAAAGAUGAGGUUGACUUCAGAGUUCCGGAGCUUGGAGGUUGUCGAACUUCAAAAAUUCAGAUCUGCUAAAAUUGAUGAUAUAGCUAGUGUUCAUGAAAGAGUCUACGUAUCAGGACUUGAGAAGGCCAUGGACCAGGCUUCGGAACAGGGACUUAUUUUCCUUGAUGGUUCUGGACCAACUUAUGCUACUUCGACGACAUUCAAAGAGUCUUUAUUGGCAGCUGGGGCCGGAAUUUCGUUGGUGGACACAGUGGUUGCAGCAUCGAAAGUGAGGAAAGAUCCUCCAGUUGGUUUUGCUUUGAUACGGCCGCCAGGUCAUCAUGCCGUGCCAGCUGGACCAAUGGGGUUCUGUGUGUUCGGAAAUGUGGCUAUUGCUGCUCGCUAUGCUCAACGUGCACAUGGGUUGAAGCGCGUGUUUAUCAUUGAUUUCGACGUGCACCAUGGGAAUGGAACCAAUGAUGCCUUCUAUGAUGACCCCGAUAUCUUUUUCCUUUCUACUCACCAGGAUGGGAGCUAUCCAGGUACUGGUAAAAUAAAUCAAAUAGGCAGUGGAAAUGGUGAAGGAUCGACGCUGAAUCUGCCAUUACCGGGAGGAUCGGGUGAUAGAGCUAUGCGAAGUGUCUUUGAUGAAGUUAUUGUACCAAGUGCUCAGAGAUUCAAGCCUGAUAUAAUUCUCGUUUCUGCCGGAUACGACGCUCAUGUGUUGGAUCCACUAGCGAAUCUGCAAUUCACGACAGGGACGUACUACAUGCUGGCUUCGAACAUUCAACAACUAGCAACAGAAUUAUGCGGCGGUCGGUGCGUAUUUUUCCUGGAAGGAGGUUACAACCUCACUUCUCUCUCAAAUUCCGUAGCAGACUCGUUUCGUGCGUUUCUCGGGGAACCUAGCAUGGCCGCAGAGUUCGAUAACCCUGCCUUCUUGUAUGAAGAACCAUCCAAAAAGGUAAAAGAAGCCAUUCUCAAAGUCAAGCAUAUUCACUCUCUCUAAACUAUUUGCUACCUAGCUUUGUCCCUGAUUUUUGAUGGGACUCGCUAAGUGCCAAUUAUUUGAUAAAUAAUGUAAAGUUCAAAUUAUUUAUCCAUUGAUCAA
Molecule: messenger RNA, 1401 nt
Organism: Erythranthe guttata (spotted monkey flower)
Lineage: Eukaryota; Viridiplantae; Streptophyta; Magnoliopsida; Lamiales; Phrymaceae
Gene: HDA14
Product: histone deacetylase 14
Biological process (GO): epigenetic regulation of gene expression
Cellular component (GO): histone deacetylase complex; cytoplasm
Molecular function (GO): histone deacetylase activity
Source: RefSeq, a predicted model, not a curated record